AUGGAGAACAACGCCUUACCUCCUGGUUUCCGAUUCCACCCAACCGACGAGGAGCUGAUCACGUACUACCUUCUGAAGAAGGUUCUCGACUGCGAUUUCACCAGCCGCGCCAUUGCCGAGGUCGAUCUCAACAAAUCGGAGCCGUGGCAGCUUCCAGGAAGGGCGAAGAUGGGGGAGAAGGAGUGGUACUUUUUUAGCCUGCGCGAUCGGAAGUAUCCGACGGGGCUGAGGACGAACCGGGCGACGGAGGCGGGGUACUGGAAGGCGACGGGGAAGGAUCGGGAGAUUUACAGCUCGAGGAGUGGAGCGAUGGUGGGGAUGAAGAAAACCCUAGUUUUCUAUAGGGGAAGGGCGCCAAAAGGGGAGAAGAGUGAUUGGGUUAUGCAUGAGUAUCGCCUUGAAGGCAAGUUUGCAUACCACUACUUGUCUCCUAAUUCCAAGGGAGAAUGGGUGAUCUCUCGCCUCUUCCAGAAGAUCGGCGUCGGCAGCUCCUCCUCCGCCGCCAAGAAGCGGCCCGCCGCCGCCGUGAGCUCAAACCCUGAAAUCAGCUCAGCGUCGUCCGCCUCCCUCCCGGCCCUUCUCGAACCCUCCACGGCCUCCAGCUGCUCCUACGACGACGUCAAGGAGCACGUGUCCUGUUUCUCCAACAACAACUCGCUCUUCCUCCCUCCGCCGCCUCCGCUGGUUUCGCUUCCUCCGUCGUCGUCUUAUGCCUCGUAUUGGCCGAGGCACGGCCUCGGGGUUCCGGCGUUCCCGAGCCUGAGAUCGCUGCAGGAGAAUCUCCAGUUACCGUCCUUCUUUGCGCCGCCGCCUCCGACUCCGGCGGCGGGGGAUGGCGGCGCCGAUCAAAUGGGGUGGUAUGGAAAUGUUGGGAGUGAGCUGGAUUGCAUGUGGCGUUAAUCCUGACCUAGGAAUAUGGGUGUCUAUGUUAGUUCGAGUAGUCGUUAAUUUGUAGCAUGUUGUGGAAAUGUGAAACGUGUGUGUGUGUGUGACAUUUAAUGUUUUCGGUGUUAUGUUAGUACUUUUGUUGUGGGGCUUGUUGUAAGAACUUAAUGUUAACUCGUUGUGUUGGUUAUCUAGCUUCAUGUAGGAGCACUUUUUACAUCUAUGUUGAAAUCGUGUAGUUUUAUUUGGA
Molecule: messenger RNA, 1135 nt
Organism: Salvia splendens (bonfire salvia)
Lineage: Eukaryota; Viridiplantae; Streptophyta; Magnoliopsida; Lamiales; Lamiaceae
Product: protein CUP-SHAPED COTYLEDON 2
Exons: 3
Coding region: 1-900 (299 amino acids)
Biological process (GO): regulation of DNA-templated transcription
Molecular function (GO): DNA binding
Source: RefSeq, a predicted model, not a curated record